Molecule: messenger RNA, 946 nt
Organism: Mytilus trossulus (common blue mussel)
Lineage: Eukaryota; Metazoa; Mollusca; Bivalvia; Mytilida; Mytilidae
Product: dnaJ homolog subfamily C member 9-like
Exons: 5
Coding region: 78-860 (260 amino acids)
Cellular component (GO): cytoplasm; nucleus
Molecular function (GO): heat shock protein binding
Source: RefSeq, a predicted model, not a curated record
AUGCGAUUUUCUUCGUUAAAAAUAGACGCGCCAAAUUUCGUCAUAAUAAACAAAAGGUUUUGAGAAUAAGGUUGACAAUGCCAGGACUAUUAGAGUCUUGCAAGAAACUGUUCAAAACUAAAGAUCUGUACAAAGUUCUUUCACUCCCCAAAAAUGCAUCUCCUAGUGAAGUAAAAAGAGGCUACCACAAGCUGUCUCUGAAAGUACAUCCUGACAGAGUCCAUGGAGAUGGAAAGAAGACGGCCACAGAGAAAUUCCAGGUCCUUGGAAAGAUAUACUGUAUUCUGUCAGAUAAAGACAAAAGAGCAGUAUAUGAUGAAACAGGUGAAGUUGAUGAUGAAGAUGAUGUUUUGACACAAGACAAGGAUUGGUAUGAUUACUGGAGAAUUCUAUUUCAUCAAGUCACACCUCAGGAUAUUAAAGAAUUUGAAGAAAAAUAUAAAGGCUCUGAUGAAGAGUUAGCUGACUUAAAAGAUUUGUACUGUGAAUAUGAAGGUGAUAUGGGCAUGAUUAUGGAUGGAGUGAUGUGUUGUACUGCCGAGGAUGAACCAAGGUUUAUACAAAUCAUCAAAGAUUUAAUAAAGAAAAAGGAAAUUACAGAGUAUAAAGGCUUUACAAAAAGCAUAACUAAGUCAAAAAUAGCUGAGAGAAAACGAAAGGCUGAUGAGGAGGCAGAUGAAGCUGAGGAAGAGGCUAAGAAGUUAGGACUUGGGGAGGAAGACGAGGCAUUAAAAUCUCUAAUUCAUUCAAAUCAGCAGUCACGGGCAAAACAAAUGGACAGUUUCUUUGCUGAUCUAGAGGCAAAAUAUGCAGAGCCAGAAAAAAAGACAAAAAGUAAAGGAAAAUCUAAGAGAAAAUGAACUGAUGUGUAAUUUGUUUAUGAACCUGUUGUUAUAUAAUUUAUUGUUGAACAAAACAAAUAAUAAAAGGCAUGUUACAUUGUUAA